Liolophura sinensis is the source of this 5783-nucleotide messenger RNA. Its product is annotated as solute carrier family 12 member 1-like. The record is from RefSeq and is a predicted model, not a curated record. Gene Ontology annotation, cellular component: membrane. Bases 1 to 3582 code for a protein of 1193 amino acids. The transcript is spliced from 24 exons. Gene Ontology annotation, biological process: potassium ion import across plasma membrane; chloride transmembrane transport; chloride ion homeostasis. Gene Ontology annotation, molecular function: sodium:potassium:chloride symporter activity. Lineage: Eukaryota; Metazoa; Mollusca; Polyplacophora; Chitonida; Chitonidae.
AUGUCUCAACACCCAACAGAGCAAGGCGUGCCCGAGGUACGGGUGAACGGUGAGAGCAACAAUUCUCCACUCGUGUUCAAUGGGGGGCUUAUCCCCAAUGGGUCGGGGGAGAACGAGGACUUAGUCUCGGAUUCCAAGUCAAGAUUCCAAGUACAGAGGGUGCCGUCUGUCCGGGGUGAGAAACCAAAACCGGUGGCACUUGUGGCCACGAACCUUUUAAAGCGUCACGCUAAUGCCAAUGCCAAUACUUACGACGCCAGACGUAACACGCUGACGUUCGGCGGAGCGACGACUUACCACACCCGUCACAGUUUGGGCUCGAUGGGCUCCAACUCGGACAUCUACAGCGGUCAGUUGAGUCCUUAUGCUACCUAUCACAGCCAACUGAACACGUAUGACAGCCGCCGGGAGAGCGGGCAGCUUAGCCCCACCGGCACGAAUGUUUGUAAGACGUUUGGUCGUGACACCCAGGAAGCUCUGCCCCACGUGGACCAUUACCGGAAUCUGAUGUCGGCAAUAACGGCGAUGAAACAGAGGCCCACUCUGACGGAGCUGCACGAGGAACAGGUGGAAGUUUCCCAUAAAAACAACCUGAUCGAGUUUGAAGUGGAUGACAAGAAGAACAAGGGAGGUAAAUCUUCAUCCGGCUCUGGGGGUGUAAAGUUUGGCUGGAUACAGGGCGUCCUAGUACGAUGUCUGUUGAACAUCUUUGGUGUGAUGUUAUUCCUGCGUUUGUCCUGGGUGACUGGUCAAGCGGGUAUAGGUCUGGCCUCGGUCAUCAUUCUACUAUCCGCAGUGGUCACUGUACUGACCACCAUGUCUAUGUCAGCCAUCUGUACCAACGGGGAGGUCAAGGGAGGCGGAGCUUACUACAUGAUCUCCCGAAGUUUGGGACCUGAGUUUGGAGGAGCCAUCGGAAUCGUCUUCUCACUGGCUAAUGCGAUCGCCGCGGCGAUGUAUGUUGUGGGUUUCGCGGAGACCGUAGUACAGCUGAUGGAGGAGUACGACAAGAGCAUCACUGGUAAUCCCCUGAAUGACAUUCGCCUGAUCGGCUGUGUGACGUCGGUGUUUCUUCUCGGUAUCGUCGUGAUUGGCAUGGAAUGGGAGUCCAAGGCGCAACUGGGACUCUUGUUUAUCUUACUUGUGGCUAUUCUGAAUUUUGUCAUCGGAACUUUCAUCCCUCCGACACCGGAUAAGAGGGCCAAAGGAGUUACCGGAUAUUCAGGCGAAGUCUUCGUGGAAAACUUCUCUCCAGAUUUUAGAGGCGGCGAAGGUUUCUUCUCCGUGUUUUCUGUUUUUUUCCCGGCUGCCACUGGGAUCUUAGCUGGGGCCAAUAUAUCCGGGGACUUAAAGGAUCCACAAAAGGCCAUUCCGAAGGGAACAUUUCUCGCCAUUUUGUUAACAACCAUUGUCUACCUCAUGAUGGCGUGGAUGUGUGGCAGUGUAUUACUCCGCGACGCCGCGGGACCAAUCGAACAGCUAGUGGAUCACAUGAAUAUGACGUCACUUGGUAACCAGACAACGUUAGCCAGUAAUAUGACUGACUGGGCAGUAAAUGCUACGAUUUCAAGCUGUUCUGCCCAUGGCCCAAAAAAGUGUGACUUCGGAUCCAUCAACUAUAAUUAUUCUGUCGGCCUCAUCUCUGGAUUCCGUCCUCUGAUUUUGGCGGGAAUUUUCGCUGCAACCCUGUCGUCUGCUCUUGCCAGUCUUGUCAGCGCGCCAAAAGUAUUUCAGGCUGUUGGAAAAGACCGUUUGUUUCCCGGAACGAACUUUUUCGCUAAGGAGUAUGGGAAAUCCCGGGAACCAAUCCGAGGCUACGUACUGACAUUCGGGAUUUCAAUAGCCGUUACCUGUAUAGCCGAACUCAACGUGAUUGCCCCGAUCAUUUCUAACUUCUUCCUGAUGGCUUACACCUUGAUUAAUUUUUCCUGUUUUGAUGCCUCCUUAGCCAAGUCUCCAGGCUUCCGUCCAGCUUUCAAGUUUUAUAACAAAUGGUUGAGUUUACUGGGAGCGAUUUUGUGCCUGGCUGUGAUGUUUGUUAUCAACUGGUGGGCGGCCCUAGUUACCUUUGUCGUUGUGGGGGCCCUUUAUUUGUACAUACGACAGGCGAAGCCAGAUGUUAACUGGGGAUCAUCAGGACAAGCGCAUGCGUACCAGGACGCCUUAAAAACGUGCCAGAAAUUAGUAACCGUGGAAGAGCACGUAAAGAAUUUCCGUCCUCAGAUACUGGUGCUCUCUGGCAAUCCAGAAAACCGCCCAGACCUGGUAGAAUUUGCGUCCGCCAUUACGAAAAGGCAGAGCCUGUUGUUGUGUGGUCACGUUUUGGAGGGAGAACUUUCCGACCAUUUAAAACAUCUACGUUCCAUGGCCUCUUAUAGCUGGUUCCGGUCCAGGAAGAUAAAGGCUUUUUACUACGGCGUGGCUGCGAAUAGCCUCCGCCAGGGAGCGCAAGUACUUUUGCAGAUCACAGGUCUGGGGAAACUCCGUCCAAACACCCUGAUGUUGGGUUACAAAACUGACUGGCAAACAGACGAAAUAGACAUGGUGGAUCAGUACUUUAACAUCAUACACGACGCGUUUGACCUACAUUAUGGAGUAGGCGUGUUCCGUGUGCCGGGAGGGUUUGACAUCAAGAAGGUCACAGACGAUGUCUUAGUAGGGGAGGACAGUCUAGGCCACGAAACCUAUCACAGUUCCGACGAAGACGAGGAGACUGAAGCACCCUCCAGUCGUGGAUCUUCGGAGGCUGUAGAUAAUGGAAGUUCUUCACAUAAUAGAAGUUCUUCACGCAAUGGUGCCGUUAGCUUGUCCGGUGUGGUAAACCCAAGCUUUCAUGGGUCGGAGAGAUUGCCUACUGUACCCUCAGGAAUUGCCUUAAAGAACAUGGAAGAAGGCGUCAUAGACGACGGCGUUUCACCUUGCCCUCUCCCAGAAGACUCCAGACGAAAUGGCCAAAACGAUGACGAAGACGGGGAAGAGGAUUUGAAUCUGAGUCUGUCGGAAAACCGAUUCCGUGCCAAGCAGGAAGGCACCAUCGAUGUGUGGUGGCUGUUUGAUGAUGGGGGCCUUACAUUGCUAGUUCCCUACAUCUUGUCCACAAGGGCUAGCUGGAAAAACUGCCAACUUCGGGUAUUUUGUGUGGGAACGAAACAGGCGAAUAUUAACGAAGAUCAGAGAAGAAUGGCAACAUUGUUGAACAAGUUUCGGAUUGACUUUUCCCAGCUGACUGUGAUAGCAGAUCUAGGAAGUAAGCCAAGACCUGAAACCACUGAAGAGUAUGAGACAAUGAUGGCGAAAUGGAAGCUGGGAAAAGACGAGUCAUCUGACGACAAACCCUGGAUGAUCUCUGACGCGGAGUUCCUGGCGCACAAAGCCAAGACCAAUCGACAUCUAAAAUUACGAGAACACUUAUUGACACAUUCCAAGAAAGCAGCUCUCAUUGUCAUGACGUUACCCAUACCCAAAAAGGCCACUACCUCUGCCGCCUUGUACAUGUCCUGGCUAGAAGUCAUCACGAAAGACAUGCCGCCUAUUCUUUUGCUGCGAGGAAACCAACAGGAUGUUCUCACCUUUUACUCAUAGCAGGAGAAACGAAUAGGAUGUUCUCACCUCACUUUUUACUCACAUCAGAGGAAACAAACAGAAUGCUCUCAUCUCCUACUCUUGGCAGGGGAAACCAAUGGGAUGUUCUCACCUUUCGCUCACAGCAGGAGAAACCAAAAGGAUGUUCUCACCUUUUACUCAUGGCAGGGGAAACCAACAUGAUGUUCUCGUUUUCUGCUCAUAGCAGGGGAAACCAACAGGAUGUUGCCAUCUUCUACUCAUAGAAGGGGAAACCAACAGGAUGUUUUCACCUUUUACUUAUAGCAGAGGAAGCCAAUAGGAUGUUCUCAUCUUCUACUUAUAGCAGGGGAAACCAAUAGGAUGUUCUCAUCGUCUAUUCAUAGCAGAGGAAACCAAGAGAACGUCCUCGCCUGUUACUCAUUAUGGCGGAAUCCUAGAGGAUUCUCUCACCUUCUACGCAUAUAUGAUGAAACCAGCAGGAUAUCCUGACAUUAGAGGAAACCAAAAGGAUGUCCAUGCCUAUAACUCAAAGCAGGGGAAACUAAGAGGGAUCCCUCACCUGUUACUCACAGCAGCAGAGAGCCGUAUGGCGCGUUUGUAGCAUUACUGCCAAACACCAUGCCGUCCUCCUAUGAGAUUGACAGUCAAACCUAAUUUUGAACUCCCAGUAGCGAUAAUCACGCCACUGUUCAACCAGUCAGCAGGGUUGCGAUGGAAAUACACCAACUGUAAAUAAAAAAGCGGCUCAGAAUCGAAGAAUUCGGUUCUCGCAGUCAUUAUCACUCCUCUGGAAGUAAAAUGAGGUCAUCACAUGACUCGAAGGUGUUAAUUUCCUGGAAUCCUUCGGCGAUAGACAGUGAUCAACACAUUACCUGGACCGUCUGGUAACGGGAUUUAAGUAACACCCUGGUAAAUCUUGAUUUCAAGACAGUUAUUUUCAAAUAGUACUCAUCAAAGGUCAUGAAAGAUUUCGUGGUUACGAGUGCUAUGUCUCAGCGCUCAAUGUUCAAAGUAAGAGUUUGUUAGAGCGUUACUACAUGGAUUGGGAUUUAUCUCCCCUUGACGAUGAAAACAUAUACGUGCAUGUGGGCGACCUGCAGACCUUUUAUACCGUACCAUGUUAUCUAUGCAAUUUUGUUUGAGACCAGAAGUUAAUGACGUUGCGUUGAGUUCAACACAUUUUCUUAGUUUUGUCUACAAUUUUUAAUAUAACUAGUUUUGUAACAGGUAAUAAGCUAAGUGAGUUUUAGGUUAUUUUCAGUUUUGGAAAAAAGGAGCUAAGGUGGUUACCGCACCUAGUGAGAAUGUGUGGGUAAGUUACAUCACACCAUGUCACCCUCAAAAAUUAUAAAGGGUUGGCCAUGUACUGCAGCCCUGGUGUACACCAGAUGUUUCUUCUAAAACACAACGCAUUUACCACUGCCACGUUCAAGUUAUUUUCUCCAUCUCAAUUGAAUGUCAAGCUGUAUGAGCAAAGCAUGUAGGAAUAAUACUCAUAUAUAUUCAAGCAAUAGUAGUUUGUCAUAUAGUAUAGUAAAAUACAUAUGAACAAUUAAUCAGGCACACGCUCUUUAAUUUUAAAGUACAUAAUCAAUUCUUUGUCAAACGGUGUGUAUAUAUUUUUCAGAUGAGCUUUUUUGGGGUGUAGCCAAGCAAGCUGAGGUAACAACCUCACACGUCUUUCAAAUUGUUGACUUUUUACGCUAAAAGGAAAAAAAUGUCCAAGGCUGUUUGUAAUAUUGUUAAUUAUUGUUUUUUGUCAAUCUUGUACUCGGACACCCCCAUCCAACCAAUCGUAGAGUUUCGACUUCGAAUUCUUUUAUCGCUAGAGAUAAAAAAAGUCCUACUGUAUCAGGUGACCUGUCAAACAUGUUAAACAACUUUUGCAGGAUUUCAUUUACUAUAUAACCUGGGCAUCAUUUAGUAGGCAAGCAAUAGAGAAAAUUAAGGAGUUAGGCCUUUCUGAAGUUAAGAAGUUAAGAAAGGAAGAAGGUGCCUCUGGAACACAAUGGGUCGAGUGCUGGGAAAAGGUUGCCUAACAUUUUCAGGAGUCACAUGAUACAGGAGGACUGUUUUAACCUUCAAAGACAAAAAGAGUUCAAACUCGAAACUCCCCUGUUGAUAGCAUUCUGAAAUACAUGCUAUAGGGCGUCGGCAUAAGACAUGUAAAUCGUGUAUAAUAAUGGUGUACAUAAAGAUUUAGUGUAUUAUUAUGAAUA